AUGAGCCACGCGCAGGCCAUCAAACACGCCGUCGAUCAGCAGCUCUCCUCGCGCGAUGGCUUCGAAUCGCACAUGUUCAGAGUAGGCUCCAUCGUCACCCAAUUAUAAUUCAUCAACUUUUUCCCGCAGAUUGGAGCCUACAACAGUGCGGUCGGCGACGGUCCGUUCGCCCUGCCGUACGACGAUUCGACCAUGGCUCUCCUGAUUCUCAGCACUCCCGACAUGUUCGACGUGGCUUUCCGCAAGUGGGUCGUUCAGAAGACUAUGGAGGUAAUGCUCACAGCCGAAUUGCAAAAACGUGCAUUUUCAGUUUGGCUCUUUCGAUCAGGCCGGCGAACUGGUUUCCUCGCCGAUUCAGAGCUUUUUGGAAGACCGACUCGAGGCGCUCAGUGAGAAAUUGCAAGAAGUCGAGGAGAACUUUGAAAUCCUCCACGACUACUCGAUGACUCCACAGCGUCGUCCGAAGAUUCUAAUGCAGACGUGCGGACACGUGGCAGGAGCCGCAUUUUACUAUCAGCCACGUCACUUUGAGGAACAAGGAGUCGCUUGGCCGCCUUCCGGACGCAUGGGACCGAAUUUGGUAAGGAAAACAGAGAGAAUUACACUUGAAACCGUUCAUUCUUAAAACAUUCACUAAAUCUAUGGGUUGUACUCGAUAGGGAGGUUCUUGCGACGGACCAUUCCGUCUCCCUGGAACCACUCGCGACGGAACUGCUUGGCGGCGCCGUCGGGGGUGUUGGUCCACUCGAUCGUGAUGCGGUCGUUGUUCGUGUCCUCCUGUCCGAAGGCGAACGCGUCGCACGAGACGGCGAGAAGCACAGCCUCCUUGGGGUCGAGCACUCCGCACGGCGGGUCCACUCCGAGACGCUUCAUGUUCGUCGUCUUGAUUCCGUAUCCGAUGCGGCGGGCCGACGAGUUGAUCACCUUGAUGUGGUAGGUGUGCUUGUCGUCGUACGGCGCGUUGAACACGAUCUUCGCGUUCGGCUGCGUGGCGAUGUCUCCUGGGGGGGCACGGAUUGGGCCAUGGCGAUUCGAUUCGGUUGAGAGAGUUGGGACUCUGUGAGGAUCCUCACACUUUCCCUCCUUUUAUAGCCAGUCCUUAUCAGAUGCUCUAGAUCUUUACUCCAGAAACCUGGCACCAACUGAAAGGUCCGGGGGAAAGGUCACGAAAGUGAUAGAAACUCGAAAGUUCAAACGUGAAACCUUGCAGAAGUUCAUCGGCCUCAGUCUCCAUCCGACCUUCGGCGGCCACUUCGCCUUCCGCUCCGUGCUCAUCUUCCCCAACGUCCAAAUACCCGAGUACCGCGAAUCGGUGCCCCGUCCGAUCCUCUCCGAUCCCACGGAAGUCCGCAACGCGCUCGAAAAGUUCAACUACAACUGGAAAGACUCAGGAUUCCGCGACUUUGGCAAUCCGACCCGCCGCUACUCGACCACUCAGAUGGAGUUUUUCGGACGGCCCGUCGCCGAGCGAUGGGAAGUUUUGCGGCCGUGGAUCGACGGCCGAGCCAAGGAUAUCGAUUGA
This is a messenger RNA of Caenorhabditis sp. 36 PRJEB53466, 1522 nucleotides long. The record is from the annotation of a GenBank genome assembly. NCBI's taxonomy places the organism in Eukaryota, Metazoa, Nematoda, Chromadorea, Rhabditida, Rhabditidae.